This is a messenger RNA of Mercenaria mercenaria, 8434 nucleotides long. RefSeq names its product CCR4-NOT transcription complex subunit 1-like. Lineage: Eukaryota; Metazoa; Mollusca; Bivalvia; Venerida; Veneridae. The record is from RefSeq and is a predicted model, not a curated record. Gene Ontology annotation, cellular component: CCR4-NOT core complex; P-body. Gene Ontology annotation, molecular function: molecular adaptor activity. The transcript has 45 exons. Gene Ontology annotation, biological process: nuclear-transcribed mRNA catabolic process, deadenylation-dependent decay. The coding region runs from base 220 to 7572 and encodes 2450 amino acids.
ACAAAUUACUUCCCCUUGGAAAAACAUGGCUGUGCUGACGCCAUGUCCGCAAUGACAAAGACGUAGAAAAUUCAGGAAUUUAUCCUGAUGUCCGCAUUUAAUAGACCCAAAACCUCGUUUGACAUUGAGUUAAUCUAUUUAAGAAAGACGUUUUGUACAGUGGGGAUAGAAAGCUUCAAAGAAAUUUGGAGCUUUCGCACCUGAAUUUUAUGGAAUAAUAUGAAUCUGGACUCGUUAUCAUUUGCUUUAGCAGAAAUCAGUUAUUCAGUGGCAAAUCUCGCAAAGAAAAACUUCAGAUCUAGUGUAGCUGAAAUCAACCAUUUGGUGAGUCAACACGGGGCUGAGGCAGAUAGACAUCUGUUUCGCUGCUUAUUUUCUCAUGUCGACUUCAGUAGUGAUGGUAAAAGUGCUGGGAAAGAUUUCCAUCAGACCCAGUUUUUGAUACAGGAGUGUAAUUCACUUUUGACAAAGCCAAACUUUGUUUCAACAUUGUGUUUUGCAAUAGAUAGUCCUUUACACCAUCAGAAGACUUUAAAGCCAUCAGUGCACCUGUUCUCACAGAUCAGUAAGAUACUUCGUCUGACCCGUGUCCAAGAAGUUGUGUUUGGUCUCGCACUUCUCAACUCGUCCAACAGUGAAAUAAGAGCUCACGCUACACAGUUUGUGAAACAGAAAUUACCAGAUUUACUCCGCUCAUACGUAGAUGCCGAUUCGGCUGUAAGACAAGAAGGUGGGCUUCAGGAUAUUGCUAUUGAAGUUUUACAUCUUCUGCUUGCUCACCUUGUACACUCGAAGGAACAGUUCGGCAUUGGUGUAGAUCAAAAAGAAGCUUUCCUCAAGACACUCAGAAAAGACUUCCCUCGUGAUCGUGUACCAGUUGUUAUAGGACCAUUACUUUAUCCUGAAACAGAAGAUAUAUCAGUGGAUAAACUAACGUUCGUCACCAGUAUGCCGAAAACACAUCUUGAUGCCUCAUUAGCAGACAUGAUUCUGGAGUCAGGCUUUGCCUGUACCUCCACUAUGGAAGAAUGCAGGAAUAUGUUGAUACAGUUUGGUCAGCGGGACAUUACUCCAAGUGUGGUCGCUCAUGUGCUUGGCAUGAUGGCAAAAACACCUUCAGCAUUGUCUGACCAACCAGGACAGGGGAGUGUAGCUCCAGGGAGUGGUUGGGGUGAUAUGAAAGACAAGAUGGACCAGCCUGGUGUGAACAUAUGGAAUGUGGAGAACUUUGUACAAGUUGUUCAGGAUUUGGCACCACACAUGAGCUGGCGGGAUGUUGUAGGAGAGCUUGACUAUCCACAGUUUGUGGUGGCUAACAAGAGGGGUUUGCGUCUGUUGAUGAAGGGGCUCAUUCAGGGGCUGCAGGAAAUAUUUCCAGUGGAAUAUAUAUACAGGCAGUGGAAAAAUACGGAAGGCCAGUUAUCUUUCAUUGUGCAAUCAUUGCGUAAUCCCGAUGUGUUCUGUUUUGCUGACUAUCCCUGUCACGCUGUAGUCAUUGAUAUACUGAAAACUGCACCAGAUGAUGAGAAGCGAGAUAUAGCUGUUUGGAAAUCCUUAGACUUGGUUGAAGUGCUACUACGGUUGUCAGAGGUUGGCCACUACCAGCAGGUGUCAGAGUUGUUCAAGUUUCCUGUACAGAACUGUCCAGACAUGUUGGUCCUCGCAUUACUUCAAAUAACACCAACAUGGAACACCCUGAAGCAGGAGUUGAUAUCAACCUUGAUGCCACUGUUUCUUGGCAAUCAUCCAAAUUCUGCAGUGGUUCUACACUACGCCUGGCAUUGUCAAGGUCACUCAAGCACAAUACGUACCCUGAUCAUGCACUCCAUGGCUGAGUGGUACAUGCGCGGAGAGCCACAUGAUCAGACCCGUCUGUCUCGGAUUCUAGAUGUUGCACAAGACUUAAAAGCUUUGUCAAUGCUGUUGAAUGCAACACCAUUUGCAUUUGUGAUAGAUCUAGCAUGUUUGGCUUCCAGGAGGGAAUAUCUCAAACUUGACAAGUGGCUCAGUGAUAAGAUCAGAGAGCAUAGGGAGCCAUUCAUACAGACAUGCGUAACAUUCCUGAAAAGACGAUGUCCCCAGCUGGUUGGUGGAUUUCCCAAGGACGACCUUCAGUCGAAGAGUCAACAGUUACCACCUGAAACCAUAGCAACCAUGCUUACUUGUCUUCAAGUCUGUGCUAGCAAUGUGAGUCAAGAGCUAUCAGAAAUUAUCCUGACUAUGAUAGCCAGUGCAAGUGUUCUGAUGAAGCAGAGGCAAGCCCCUGUGGGUCCCAAACCUCCCAACCCCACUGCACCAGGACCACAGGUAGGCCCUGGCCCAGCAGGACCUGUGGGUGGAGGUCUUGGUGCUGGUAGUAAUUCUGGAUUGGGUCUUGGACCCAACAUGGGUCAGACAAGCUUGGGAUCUGGAUUGGGAAAUACUCCAUCUACACAGUUGGAUCAAGCAGACACUCUGGGGAUUCCAAAGUCAUGGGGUGUUCCAGGACAGCCUAGUACUGGCUUUGCUGGUCUUGGUGGAGCGUCAAACCAAACUCCUGGAUCACCUGCUAAAGGCUUUCCUACACCAGCCAGUUCAGGCUUUGGCGGUGGAAUACAGAACUUGACAUCACAACUGCAGAAUCUGUCAAUGCCUACUUCAUCUAUGGCUGGUUUGGGUGCCCCUCGAGCACCAGGUGUAAACACCCUAGGGAGCCUAAGUGCCCAGCAGGUCAUGAAGCAGCAGGGUCCACAGUCCACACAGCAACCAAUGCAACCUGGCAUUGAUAGACUGAGGCUUGCCCAGCCAACAGAGUUAUCUAGUAUAUUCCCGGAUAUGAAUCAGCAGUUUACGAAGGAGGUUGAGGAUGAGGCCAACUCCUACUUUCAGAGGAUCUAUAAUCAACCCCCUCACCCCACAAUGUCUAUAGAUGAGGUCUUAGAAAUGCUGAAAAGGUUUAAGGACUCUGCAAAUAGAAAAGAAAAGGAGGUUUAUGAGUGUAUGCUACGUAAUCUGUUUGAAGAGUAUCAGUUCUUUCCCAAAUAUCCUGACAGAGAAUUACACACAACAGCUGUGCUAUUUGGUGGAAUUAUUGAAAAAGGACUAGCUACCUAUAUGGCACUGGGUAUUGCCCUGCGCUAUGUGUUGGAAGCCCUGAAGAAGCCCCAUGGCAGUAAAAUGUACUACUUUGGUAUAGCAGCCCUGGACAGAUUUAAAACCCGAUUGAAGGACUACCCUUCUUACUGUCAGCACCUGGCAGCUAUACCUCAUUUCCAUCAGUUUCCACAACAUCUUAUGGAGUUUGUUGAGUUUGGAGCACGUAAUCAGGAGCCGCCACAUAUAGCCCAGGCCACAACACGCAGUCUGACCCCAGUAACAGCCAGCCUCAAUCUGCUUGGUGGUCAGUCAAUGUUUGGUAUCAGUCCAAACCUGACAUCCACCUCUGGUAGCUCGGUGAUGACAGGCCUCGAUGCUUUCAACCUGACAAACCUACCGACCAUGUCAAGUAUGACGUCAACGCCUACCACUACAGUUACCGUGACAACGGCUGUGACAUCAGCACCAGCUACAACAACCACAGCUGCCACCAAAACACAACCUAUGCCAAAGCCAUCAAUAGCAAGUGCUACAAAUAUAGAUACACUGUUGGCUGGUCAGAGUAAGGAGGAAGUGGUUGUACCAUCAGAAUCUAUACAAGACAGAGUGUUCUUUAUCUUCAACAAUCUCUCCAUGUCAAAUAUGAACCAGAAGUGUGAGGAGUUGAAGAAAGAAGUGAAGGAUGAACACAUGCAGUGGGUAUCACAAUAUCUGGUUAUGAAACGAGCAAGUAUUGAGCCCAACUUCCACACACUGUAUGCCAACUUUGUGGAUGCUCUCAGUAUAAAAGAAAUCACUGACAUGGUUAUAUUAGAAACAUUCAGAAAUAUAAAGGUAUUGUUAAGAAGCGACAAAGGAGAUGCUAACUUCUCUGACAGGACGUUACUCAAGAACCUCGGACACUGGCUCGGGAUGCUUACAUUAGCCAAGAACAAACCUAUCCUACAGAUUGACAUAGAUGUGAAGUCUUUAGUAUAUGAGGCAUAUCAUAAAGGAGCCAGGGAGCUGCUAUAUGUGGUACCAUUCUCAGCAAAAGUUCUGGAGUCAUGUGCUAAAAGCAAGGUUUUCAAGCCACCCAAUCCAUGGACAAUGGGGAUAAUGAAUGUUUUGGCAGAGUUACAUCAGGAACCAGAACUGAAACUGAAUCUCAAGUUUGAGAUUGAAGUUCUGUGUAAAACUCUUAACAUAGAUCUAAAUGAAUUGAAGCCAUGCAAUUACCUGAAAGAUACAUCAAAGCUUAGUACAUACGAGCCACAGCUGUCGAUUAACAAACAGAUCAUACCUAUACCAGUAGCACAGCCAACAGGCACUCCUCAACCAGAGACAGUAGGCGUGGCCUUGACGAACGUCACACCCACUGUGACAACAGCAAGUAUAACUACAACAACAACACCAGGAUCUACACCAAGUCUGCCGCCACAGCCACAGUUUGCCUUUGAUGAUAUUAAUGUGACAUCUCUGGCUGGUCUCGCACCACACAUAGUCAUUAAUGAUCAGAUUGCGGUAUUCCAAGCCAAUCCUCAGCUGAAGCAGUACGUACGAGCCUCACUGGAGAGAGCUGUACAAGAGUUACUUCCGCCUGUUGUGGAAAGGUCUAUAAAGAUAGCUCUGACAACAUGUGAACAAAUCAUGAAGAAGGAUUUUGCACUGGAUCCAGAUGAAAACAGGAUGAGGGCUGCUGCACAUCAUAUGGUACGCAGUAUGACAUCAGGAUUGGCGCUGUACACAUGCCGGGAACCAUUGUAUAUCGCUAUCUCAACCAACCUGAAAAGUGCAUUCAUGGCAACAUUAAGAGGUGCCACCCAGCAACAGAAGGAUAUGAUAGAGCAAGCAGCACAGCUUAUAGCUCAAGACAACACAGAGCUCGCCUCAGCUUUUAUACAGAAAACAGCCGUGGAGAGAGCUAUACCAGAGAUGGACAAAAGACUUGCUACUGACUUUGAUGCGAGGAAAGCAGCAAGGGAGAAGGGUAUCAGAUACUGUGAGCCUGUUGUAUUAACCUACCAAGCAGAAAGAAUGCCUGAACAGAUCCGGCUCAAAGUUGGCGGGGAGACACCACAACAGAUUGCAGUAUAUGAAGAGUUUGCCAGGAACAUACCAGGAUUCCUACCACUGUCUGAACCUGCACUGCCUGCUGGAGUGGCAAAACCCAUGCCAUCCUAUGGUGGAACACCUGAAGAAAUCAUGGUUAUCUAUGAGAAGAUAGCUCGUGAGAUAGAACAGCAUCUCCAGCACCUGAGCAACAUGCCUCCCAGUAACCCAUUUAUUGUAGGUAUCAGUAGUUUGAUGGAAUCAAUCAUGAUGGCCAGAAGUUCCAGAGAUAUUGCAUCUGCUGUAGCUUUACUUCAAAAGGCUGUAGAGGGUUUGUUAGAUCAUUACACAAUGACACAGGAUCAUGAACUGAUGAUCAGGUUCCGAGAAUGUCAUCUACUGGUCCUCAAAGGUAUACAAGAUGGUCGAGCGUUUGGUCCACAGUGGACAAAUAGACAAGUCACCAGAUGCUUGAUAGAUUCUCGUGAAGAUCACAGAUAUAAUAUAGAAGCGGUAGAUUUGUUGAUCCGCAGCGGUCUCGUAAACAUGGCACAGUAUGAUAUAUUUCUAGUGCAGUUGAUGGAGAAUGGUCUAAAUAUGAUUGCAAUUACAUUCGCCAUGCAGCUGGUACAGAGAUAUUGUGUAGAUGAUAAGAUAAACAGUCAUGUUACAGAGUCUGACUUGGUUAAUACAAUAGAGACCCUCAAUCUGAUUGCAGCAAAGUCAAGGGAACCUCCAGCAGGCCUUGAGAACCUUCUACAGAACUUGCGACAGAGUUCUGGAGGUGACUAUAGCGUGCUAGACCGAGCUCCAGUAGCUCCCAAUUCCAUGAUGCAGUCUGGGAUAACCCAGGCACGAGAGAUAGACGAUCCACCAGGACUACACGAGAAAACAGAAUACCUUCUGAGGGAAUGGGUCAACAUGUACCAUUCACCAGCUGCUGGUAGAGACAGUACCAAGGCUUUCUCAGCAUUUGUGCAGCAGAUGCACCAGCAAGGUAUACUGAAGACGGAUGAUCUUAUCACGAGAUUUUUCCGACUGUGUACAGAGAUGUGUGUAGAUCUGUGUUACAGAGCCUUGAGUGAACAAACACAUAGCCCCACUCUGAUACGAGCUAAAUGCUUCCACACCCUUGAUGCUUUUGUUAGGUUGAUAGCUCUACUUGUAAAACAUUCGGGGGAUAAUGCAAAUACGGUCACAAAGAUAAACUUACUUAACAAGGUGCUUGGUAUAGUAGCUGGUGUGCUGCUACAGGAUCAUGAAGUACGCCAGACUGAGUUCCAACAACUACCCUAUCACCGUAUCUUCAUCAUGCUAUUUAUAGAAUUGAACGCACCAGAACAUAUCCUAGAGAACAUUAACUUCCAAGUGCUAACUGCCUUUUGCAAUACAUUCCACAUAUUGCGUCCUGCAAAGGCACCUGGAUUUGCUUACGCCUGGUUAGAGUUGAUCUCACAUCGGGUAUUUAUUGGUAGAAUGUUGGCCCUCACACCACAACAAAAGGGUUGGGGAAUGUAUGCCCAGUUGUUGAUAGAUCUGUUUAAAUUUCUAUCACCCUUCCUGAGAAAUGCGGAACUAAAUAAACCCACCCAUUUCUUGUACAAGGGAACUUUACGAGUGUUGCUAGUCCUGCUCCAUGAUUUCCCAGAGUUCCUCUGUGACUACCAUUAUGCCUUCUGUGAUGUCAUCUCACCAAACUGUAUACAGAUGCGAAAUCUCAUUCUCAGUGCAUUCCCGCGUAACAUGCGCUUGCCUGAUCCAUUCACACCAAACCUGAAGGUUGAUAUGCUGUCAGAUAUACAACAUCCUCCAAGAAUAUUAUCCAACUUCGCAAACAUGAUACAACCACCAUCAUUCAAAAAGGAUUUGGAUUCUUAUCUGAAAACAAGAUCUCCUGUGACAUUCUUAUCAGAUCUGAGAAGCAGUCUACAGUCGAAUGAGCCAGGUUCCAGAUACAACAUCCCGUUGAUGAAUGCCCUGGUACUGUAUGCGGGAACACAGGCCAUUCAGCAUAUACACACAAAGGGCCUCACACCUAGCAUGAGUACAAUAGCUCAUUCUUCACACAUGGACAUCUUCCAGAACCUCGCAGUCGAUCUUGAUACAGAAGGUCGUUAUUUGUUCCUGACGGCGAUAGCAAACCAGCUGAGAUACCCUAACAGUCACACACACUACUUCAGCUGUACACUCUUAUACCUGUUUGCUGAGGCCAAUACUGAGGCAAUACAGGAGCAGAUCACCAGGGUAUUACUGGAGAGGUUAAUUGUGAAUAGACCACACCCAUGGGGACUGUUGAUAACCUUCAUAGAACUCAUCAAGAAUCCACAGUUCAAGUUCUGGAAUCAUGAGUUUGUUCACUGUGCACCAGAGAUCGAGAAAUUGUUUGAAUCUGUGGCUCGGUCAUGUAUGCAGCCAAAGACGAGUGCUACACCUUCCCGGGAUCAGGAAGCUGCAGAAAUACAUUAGUAACCUGAGAAAUGCAGUAGAAAUUCAGUUACAACUUGUGAAAAUAGAGACCAUUUAAUAUUCAUAUCUGUUUAUAUUACUGGAUCAGCAAUCUUGGAUUGAUAUUUCAGAAAUGCUCUUUGUCUAUAGGAAUACAGAUGAAAUAAGGGGGAAAUACUUAUGUCAGUUUAAGUUUGGGCAGUUUCAGUUUCACUGUGUUCAUAACUGAAAUAGAAACUGAAACUGGGAUUAGUAGGUAUGGUUACCCUUGUGGGUUUUGUGAUAUUCAUUAAAGAUGGUUGUACAAUAUUAAAGGUAAUUUAUGUGGACCUCUGCUUUAUUUUGUUCAAGCUAUAACAAUUAUAAAAUAAUAUCAAUAUGGUCUGUCAAAUGAUUACUGGUUUCUGUUACAUAAGGAGAGGUUCUUGAUUUACAUUUACUAAUGUAUUAUUUUACAACUAUUACUUUUUGACAUAAAGUGUGAAUUGAAGUUUUUUCUUUGAAAUUGUGAUAGAAACAUUUUUUGCAGUCUUGGUGUUUUGAAAAUUAAUUUUCAGAUGUAUUGUUGUAUGUCAACUAUGGUAUAUUUAAAAUCUGUUGAUAUGUUUAUCUGUUGGUCGAUGUGUGGAUUACGUCUUUAGUUCUAUUGAAAUAUUGAACAUUUAUGAAAACAUGUUCCUUAAUGUUAACAGAGGAGGUAACCAAAGUGAAGUGGUAUUGUCAAAGUCUUUGGGAAGAAAUUGUAAAUAGUAGUUAGUAUGUACUGAUUGUGCUUUAGUUUCAUAGUUACAAAGUGUGUUUUGCUUAACUUGUGUGUAGAUACUGUAGUAUUUGCUAUUUGGAUAUAUAUAUGUGUGCUUUGCUAAUAAAUGAGCAUUAUGUA